Molecule: messenger RNA, 819 nt
Organism: Octopus bimaculoides (California two-spot octopus)
Lineage: Eukaryota; Metazoa; Mollusca; Cephalopoda; Octopoda; Octopodidae
Product: splicing factor 3A subunit 2
Biological process (GO): spliceosomal complex assembly
Cellular component (GO): catalytic step 2 spliceosome; nucleus; U2 snRNP
Molecular function (GO): nucleic acid binding; zinc ion binding
Source: RefSeq, a predicted model, not a curated record
UCUACAUCCGGUACAGGAACACCCGGUUUUGUUUAGAAUUUUUUUUUCCUUAAACGUGUUCCUCUAAUUCAUACUUUUCACAUAUUCCGAUUUACACAUUGAAUAAUUAUGGAUUUGCAACACCGACCUGGUGGUAAGACCGGUUCGGGGGGGUUGGCAUCUGCUUCAGAAACCAACCUCGACCGGCGAGAGCGAAUGCGACAGUUGGCCUUGGAGACCAUUAAUUUAAAUAAGGACCCUUAUUUUAUGAAAAAUCAUUUGGGAUCUUAUGAAUGUAAAUUAUGUUUGACAUUACACAACAAUGAGGGUAGCUACUUAGCCCAUACCCAAGGGAAAAAGCACCAGGCCAAUUUAGCUCGGCGUGCAGCAAAGGAGGCCAAAGACGCUCCAGCACAACCAGCACCGGAGAAAGCCAAAGUAGAAAUUAAAAAAUUUGUCAAGAUUGGUCGACCGGGUUACAAAGUCACAAAACAGAGAGACCCAGAGACAAUGCAGCAAAGUUUAUUGUUUCAGAUUGAUUAUCCAGAGAUAGCAGACAUAAUCAUUCCACGUCACAGAUUUAUGGCUGCCUAUGAACAGAAAGUUGAACCCCCUGACAGGAAAUGGCAGUAUUUACUGUUUGCAGCUGAACCUUAUGAAACUAUUGCCUUUAAGGUGCCUAGUCGGGAAGUUGAUAAAGAUCCUAAAAAGCUGUGGACCUACUGGAACAAAGAGACCAAACAGGUUGGUAUCUGGUUUACUGAUGUAGUUUUGAGCCAAAAGUUACUUUGUGAAUCAGUUUGGUCCUGGACUCAACUCUAUUAGAACCUUACAAGUUGA